Messenger RNA from Aegilops tauschii subsp. strangulata, 750 nucleotides. Lineage: Eukaryota; Viridiplantae; Streptophyta; Magnoliopsida; Poales; Poaceae. The record is from RefSeq and is a predicted model, not a curated record.
AUGCCCUGGUGCCCCGUCCUCCACCUCGACCUCCCCGACUGGAUCUGGGCCGCGCCCAGGGCGCCACCGCCGCCGCACACCGUAGCUGCCUCGUCCCGCACUGCUUUGCCGGAGCCACCCAUCGUCAUCGUCCCCUCCUCGUCCUCCUCCUCGAGCCACGUCGCCCGCACCUCUACAACGGGGGUGAGGAACACCUCCCCGCCUUCCCCUCCUCUCUGUCGCGCACGCGCUCCGGCGCCCGCUCGCGGCCACCACCGCCCCGCGCGCCUCCUCCUGCUCUGGACACCGAGGCCCACGCUCACCGUAGCCUCGCCCCGCACCGUCGCCUCACUCCCUCCGCCCGGUUCGCGCACCUACCUCCCCCUGCACGUCCCGGGCCACGCCCCGACGCCUCCCGUGCGCUCCUGCCAUGGCCGCGCCUUGGCCGCCCCCUGCCGCCGCUCUCCCUCCGCCGUGCAGCCCUGCUGCUGCUACACUGCUACACCUGCGCGCGGACGUCCCCGCGGCCGCGCGCCCGCUCCGAUCACGACCAGCGCGCCGUGCCGCUGGACCUCGACCUCGCGCGCACCUGAGCCGCUUGUCGCCGUCCGCGUCCUGGCUCCCUCCACCACCCUGCAGGACGCCUCCGCUGGGGGCCCUCGAUGCCUGCCACGCCGCGGCCGCCCGCCGGUGGCGCCCGGUGGCCUCGCCCCGCCGCACCUCGUGCGGGCAAGCGCUCGCCUAAGCGCCCGUCGCCCUCCUGCCCGCUAA